Aspergillus ruber CBS 135680 is the source of this 1629-nucleotide messenger RNA. Its product is annotated as glutathione S-transferase family protein. The coding region runs from base 1 to 1629 and encodes 542 amino acids. The record is from RefSeq and is a predicted model, not a curated record. The transcript is spliced from 7 exons. Gene Ontology annotation, cellular component: cytoplasm. NCBI's taxonomy places the organism in Eukaryota, Fungi, Ascomycota, Eurotiomycetes, Eurotiales, Aspergillaceae.
AUGAGUAUUCCGCAUGAUACUCCGACACAGCAAUACCAACAGAUUGAAGAUAAUGAUACUGAUAGCGGUCGAUUGGACCAUCUUAAUUCCCAGCUGCGGCAGCAGAAUGAAUCCAACUUUACACUCACAGCCGACAUGGCGAUUAAGCAGUCAGAUCGUCGGAAGGACAUAAAAUGCAUUCUUGAUCCGCCUGAUCUGGAUUCGUGGAGAGAGAAGCUGUUCAAUGUAGACGAGACGAUCACUCUGAGUGAGGAACAAUUCCUGACUUACUUCCCCCACAUUGACAACGUCUACUCCCACCGUUCCACACAACGCUACAAGCGCAAACCCUUUGUUUCGCAUUACUGGGACUGUCGACUAAAGGGCCGUCCAUCGGGAACACCCAAAUCCAACGAUCCGAACAAGAAGAAACGGAAACGUACUGCUCGCCAGCGGGAUCUCUGUGACGUCAAAAUCAAAAUCACAGAGUACUUCCCUGGCUUUGUCCCGGAAUUAACACCAAGUGACCCAGAUCCUUCGUUUCCAUCGGAGUUGUUACCGGGUGUACAUGCCUUGUUCGAUCAGGGUGCGAAUGGUGAUGGCGAUGAUAGGGAGUCGCAGCCGUUUGGCAUCCUCACGCCGAAUCCUUUACCACUGGAUGGUCAUGCUGGUAUUGCUGGGGAGCGGUUCUUUACGAUUCAACGGGUGAACGGUAACGGUGCGAAUGGGAAGCAUGAUGGUGUUGGAGGGGGACAUCGACAUACGCUGGAAGAGAGCGACCGGGUGAAGAAGAAUAGUGUCCAGCGACGGGCUAUGAAUCAGGCGACGGAAAGGAAGAGGUCGAGUCCGAUCAAAACCAUGCCUCCCCAACACCAGACGAGCCAAAAGACAUACCAUACCGAAGCCACUGGUACUGCUGCGUUGACGGCGCUCAAUCACAAGAAUGAAUGCGAUUUAAAGUUAUUUGGUAGCUGCUUUUGUCCAUUCGUGCAGCGGGUAUGGAUCGCAUUGGAGUUGAAAGGCAUCCCGUACCAAUAUAUCGAGAUCGAUCCGUAUAAGAAACCGCAGUCGUUACUCGAGGUGAAUCCGCGGGGGUUGGUUCCUGCGUUGCGACACGGCGAUUGGGGGUGUUAUGAGAGUACGGUGUUGAUGGAAUAUCUCGAGGACUUGAAUGCCGGCACCCCACUUAUGCCGAAAGACGAUGUGAAGCUGCGUGCUCAAAGCCGGUUGUGGGCGGACCAUAUCAAUCGCCAUAUCGUCCCCAAUUUCUACCGCGUUCUUCAAGAACAAGACCAAGAGAAACAGAUUGCGAACGCACAGGAAUUGCGUGAAGGUUUCACCAAGCUGAUCGAUGCCGCUCAUCCCCAAGGCCCAUUUUUCUUGGGUUCCCGUAUUUCGUUCGUGGACAUCCAAGUCGCGCCUUGGAUUCUCCGGCUUCGUCGCGCUCUCAAGCCAUACCGCGGAUGGCCAGAUCCAGAGGAGGGAACUCGGUGGGCGACUUGGGUCAAUGCCAUUGAAUCUAAUGAACAUGUUCGAGCGACAACUAGCACAGAUGAGCUGUAUUUGGACAGCUAUGAGCGAUAUGCCCAAAAUCGUCCAAAUACUUCUCAGGUUGCGAAUGCAAUCAACUCUGGAAGAGGACUGCCUUGA